Molecule: messenger RNA, 699 nt
Organism: Penicillium riverlandense
Lineage: Eukaryota; Fungi; Ascomycota; Eurotiomycetes; Eurotiales; Aspergillaceae
Product: monovalent cation:H+ antiporter CPA1 (nhx1)
Exons: 1
Coding region: 1-699 (232 amino acids)
Biological process (GO): sodium ion transport; vacuolar acidification; proton transmembrane transport
Cellular component (GO): fungal-type vacuole membrane; early endosome; late endosome
Molecular function (GO): sodium:proton antiporter activity
Source: RefSeq, a predicted model, not a curated record
AUGUUCGUCGGCCUGAUUAUCCGGUUAACCCCUAAAUCGAACCUCCAAGACAGUGUCGCCUUCGACUACCAAUUCUUCUUCAACCUCCUCCUUCCUCCCAUUAUCCUCGCCUCAGGCUACGAGUUACACCAAGCGAACUUCUUCCGCCACAUCGGCACUAUCCUCACCUUCGCUUUCGCCGGCACCUUCAUUUCGGCCAUCGUGCUCGGCCUGGUUCUGUACCUGUGGACGCGGAUCCCGCUGGACGGGCUCAACAUCUCUUUCGUGGAGGCUAUUUCUGUGGGCGCCACGCUCUCCGCCACAGACCCGGUCACCAUCCUGGCUAUCUUCAACUUAUACAAAGUCGAGCCGAAAUUGUACACGAUUAUUUUUGGCGAGUCGAUCUUGAACGAUGCCGUGGCUAUCGUGUUGUUUGAAACCGCGCAGAAGUAUGCGGAAAGCGAGGCCGGGUCCCUGACCAUCCUCAACUUGUUUGAGGCUAUCGGGCUCUUCUUGCUCGUCUUCUUUGGCAGCAUGGUCAUCGGCAUCGUUACGGGUAUCGUCACCGCGCUGGGACUGAAGUAUACGUUGGUGCGUCGGAUGCCGAAGAUCGAGAGUUGUCUGGUGGUUCUUGUUGCAUAUGCCAGCUACUUCUUCUCCAAUGGCGUAUAUCUCUCUGGUGAGUGCCAACAUCCUUUUAACGAUGUGAGAGGAGACUAA